Messenger RNA from Xenopus tropicalis (tropical clawed frog), 1696 nucleotides. It is a transcript of the gene spx, whose product is annotated as spexin. The transcript is spliced from 6 exons. Lineage: Eukaryota; Metazoa; Chordata; Amphibia; Anura; Pipidae. Bases 1078 to 1431 code for a protein of 117 amino acids. The record is from RefSeq and is a predicted model, not a curated record.
CGCCCCUUCAUCGUCUCUGGGCAAAUUGGCUCCCAGGCAGUAACCUAUGGCUAUAACCCUAUACGGGGGCCUGUAAGGGACAAACCGAUACACAGGAUACUGUGGCUGGGGGCAGUUAGUGGAGUGGGAGGGGUAUGGGCACGCUGUGAAAUGCCCCAGAAAGGGCAAUUAUACUUGCAACUACAUUACUGAGGUGCACAGACGGCUAUUGAACCCCAACUUCUAUACCAGAUACUGACCCCCACAAUGCUCUCUAGGAAAGAGCUCCCAGCCCCCCACAAUCUGUUGGUACCAGAGACACCCAAGAUGGGGUCUCGCUAUGCACUAUACACACAGCAGGGGGGGGCCAUAGUAUCGGGGGGCAUCGCUCUGACUGGGGGCACAUCAGGCUGGGGGGAGCGGAGCUUGAAACCUGCAGGAGGGGCCACAAGGGGCCUAGUUGCCCCCCCCCCCCUGCUGUCUGCCCCAGUUGCCCAUAUAACAAUAUAAUACCACUAGUAAAUGAUUCUGUGGGUAAAACUCCCCAAUAAGAUUGUGCCCCCCCAUGAGAUCCGCAAACUGCUGAACUGCUGCCCAAAGUGACCACGAAUAAGAGUGCAAGCCCUGUUGCCAAGUGAUACGUUAUAGGGAACACAGCAGGUUAUAGUUGUACAGACCCCCCCGGGGACCCCCAUUAGUACAUGACGUUCCAGCAGAAUUCAGCCUGGUAUUUACUAACCUGCCCCCCCCUGUAUUUACGCUCUAAUCUGUCUCUUUCCCGUGACAGUUUGAUGAACAGUCGGUUUCCCUGUCAGAUCUCAUUAUCCUCAACCUUCACUUUCCAGUUAUUGAUCCCCAAGCAAAAUAUGGCAGCGUCUCCCCCCGACCGUCAAUCACCCCCCCCCCCAACCUUGGGAGGAAAUACCCACAGGGGGGGGCAUCUUCUCCUCCAUCUCCCACUCUGACAGGGGCGGGGGGGUCUCUCCCAUUCACAUUCAGCCACUCGGGGGUGGGGGCAGACACUUUAAAUAGAGCCCCCCAUAGUGAGAGUCCCAGCGAGAACCCAACAGAACUCGGCAGGGCCACAGAGGGAGGAGGAUGAAGGAAUCCGCUUGUCACACUGCUUGCACUCUAAUAUUGCUGCUGACGGCGUCUGUGAUCCCCCAGUCACUGAGUCUCCCCCAGAGUCACUUCCAGAGGAGAAACUGGACCCCCCAGGCCAUGUUGUACCUCAAAGGGGCACAGGGGCGGCGCUUCAUCUCCGACGAGAGUCAAAGGAAGGAUCUGUAUGAUCGACUGCAACUGGAGACACGAAGCCGCAACUCCAACCCCAUCACCAUCUCCGAGGCGGCCGCCAUGUUCCUCAGCUCCUUGCAGAAAGCCCAGGAGGAAGCAGAAGAUAACGGGGUGGAUCAGGGGGGGUACCUGCCGGACUCAUUAUUUAAUUGGUGAACAGAAGUGGGGGCCGCGCAAGUUCCCCCCAAUAUAUCCGCCCCUGCGGUUUCACUCAUCAAAGCACCGGCGCUCAAAUGUCCGUUUGUGUCAUCCUGAGAUUAUGCAAAUGAGCAAUUAAUUGCAGUGAUUUGUGGUUGAUUGUAACUCCUCCUCCUCUGUAAAUAUUAACCCUUUCCCCAGAAACUAUUGUAAAAAUGUGCUAAUUAUCUGCUACUGAAUGUGUAAAUAUUAAUAAUAACCCGUCGCUUUCACUUGCCCUUUA